CCGGCAGUUUCCGCCCUGUUUCCAAAAUGUACAGAGCAUCUUGGGGACAGCUCCUCGCCUUUAACAGUAAACCCCAGCGUUUAAUUACCGAUGCAAAUCUAUUCUCCUCGAAAGGUGUUAUAGGUUUGGGUAAUGGGGUGCGGUCCUCUUCCUCUUCUGCAACAUCCACCACCCCAAAACACUCGAAACCGAAGCUGCUUCCUGCAGCUGAGGAAAUGACGCGUUUUCCUGAUCUUACGAAACCUGACCCUAUUCUUGACACCAAAGUCGUGUCACACGUCUCUCCCACUGUCAAACACCCAUACUCAGCUACAAUCAUUCAUCACACGCCCCGAUUUGGAUCGUCCAUAGAGCCCUUUCCUUCCACAUCUGUAGAACAAUCCAUAACUAAAUCUGAAGACGGUGACAGCUCGAAAUCCAUUGAGGAGGGUUGGGAGAAAGAAAACAUUCGAGGCCGCAAGCGGCGGUCAAAGCAAGAUGGAGACCAUAAAAUCGACGCGCAAAGACAGGAAAUAGCUAAUGCGCGUAUGCUCUACCCCAAACAAUUCCUCCAGAAGCUUCAUCGAUACCCAUUGAUCGUUAAAAGGGUCGUACAGCAAACACCCAAAGGUCGACAAGCUUCAUUCUUUGCACUCGUUGUUGUCGGCAACGGUGAUGGUGUAAUGGGAGUUGGGCAAGGGAAAGACUCGGAAAAUAUCGGUGCCGCGCAAACGAAAGCAUAUGCGGAUGCGUUCAAAUCGCUAGACACUGUCGAACGAUUCGAAAAUCGAACCAUAUUCACUGAGAUCCAUCACAAGCUAGGAGCUACUCAGGUAACUAUGUGGCCACGUCCUGCCGGGUUUGGUCUUGCAGUCAAUCCCUAUAUCCACCGGAUAUGCAAGGCAGCGGGAAUUCGCGAUCUCAGUGCGAAGGUCAUUGGAAGUAGGAAUCCAAUGCAAGUUGUGAAGACAACGAUGAUGAUGCUACAAGGGGGUAGUGCACCGUUAGGCUUUGGCGACGGUGUAGGCGGCAAAAUUACGCGCCUCGAGGCAAAGGAAGGGAUACGGCCAAAAGAGGUUGUCGAGAGAGAACGAGGUCGGAAGCUUAUCGAAGGCAGUGGUUGGCUAUAGAUUAGAACAGCAUGAUACAUUGGGAGGUAAUAAAGAUACACAUGAGAGCGAUC
Molecule: messenger RNA, 1162 nt
Organism: Cantharellus anzutake
Lineage: Eukaryota; Fungi; Basidiomycota; Agaricomycetes; Cantharellales; Hydnaceae
Exons: 2
Coding region: 27-1109 (360 amino acids)
Biological process (GO): translation
Cellular component (GO): ribosome
Molecular function (GO): structural constituent of ribosome; RNA binding
Source: RefSeq, a predicted model, not a curated record